Molecule: messenger RNA, 606 nt
Organism: Staurois parvus
Lineage: Eukaryota; Metazoa; Chordata; Amphibia; Anura; Ranidae
Source: the annotation of a GenBank genome assembly
CAUCACGCCGACAGCUCGAGAGGAGAGGAGAGCUGGUAAUUGGCAUUCCUCGGAGGGGACAUGUACACAGAUCAUCAGGGCACUGAUGAUCAGUGUGCCCUGAUGAUCAGUGGAGCCCCAGCAGUACCCCCUGUCAGUGCCCAUCAAUGCCAGCUGUCAGUGCUCAUCAAUGCCACCUGCCAGUGCCCAUCAGUGCCAGAUCAAUGUCACAUAUCAGUGCCCAUCUGAGCUGCCUUUCAUUAACACCUAUCAGUGCCAGUCAGUGCCACCUAUCAGUGCUGCCAAUCAGUGCCUCCUAUCAGUGCCAGUCAGUGCUGCCUAUCAGUGCCAGUCAGUGCCACCUAUCAGUGCCACAUGUCAUCAGUGCCGCCUAUCAGUGCCACCUAUCAGUGCCGCCUAUCAGUGCCAUAUAUGAGUGCUGCCUUUCAGAGCCCAUCAGUGAUGCCUGUCAAUGCCCAUUAGUGCCACCUACUAGUGCCUCUUCAUCAGUGCCCAUCAGUGCUACCUAUCAGUGCCUAUCAGUGCAGCCUAUCAGUGCCCAUCACUGCAGUCUCAUUAGCGCACAUCAGUGAAGGAAAAAAAUCACUUAUUUACAAAAUUGUGUAA